UGCCCCACGGCUCCGAACGCGGGGCUGGGCUGCGGGGAGCUGGGGGCACCCAUCCGGCUGGGGCACGGCCCGGGAAGCAGCGUCCUCGUCACCGGGCGAGUUAGUGCGGAAGCUGCAGAGUGGCCCGGGCAAGGCUGCCCUGGCGUUACGGGGCUCAGCUCGCCCCGCGGGCGCGCACGGCAGCAGUGCAGACGCGUUAGACGUGCAGGCGGUCCGUGCCUCUCAGUGCUGGCUACGGGAGAAGGAGAUGUCCCAGGGGACCAGGGGCCCUGCUAGCCCACGCCCCGCAAGUGAUGGCCACGCACACAGGCUGAGGAUACACUUGUGUCCUCCCCCGCGCCCCCACACGUGGGGCUGUGGUGGGCAUCAGUACAUUGGCGGUUGUUUGUGCCCUCCAUGUGUAGGUGCCUGUGGCCAGCCGUCAGCAGGCAGGGCACGGCUGCCCAGCCUGGGCAUUGCCAUGGCCAGCCAGGCUGUGGGGUCCCAGCCAUGCUUGAGGCAGGCAGAGGUCUUACAGUGGGUGGUCGGGAGGAUAUGGUGACCUCACUGGGUGCUGCAUUCAGUGAGGCAGGACAAGCUGGAGCACUCUGCACUGCUGGGAGUGGCCCCUGUGGAAGAACAGUAGCAUGUGUGGCCUUGGACAGGGACAUGCUGCCAGGAAAGCCGUGUCCUGGCACCCCAGGGCAGAGUCCAGCCCUCACCUGCCUCCAGGAUGGCAAAGCCAGGCACUAGGCUAUGUCACACCACGUGUUGGGGUGGUACCCCCUGGGGUGGGCACAUGGUGGUGUGCUUGUGUCACCAGGAAGGGGUGAGCACCAGAGUGGGCACUCAUGGUGUCUCUCCAGAGCUAUUUGAGAGCCCACUGCUGGAAUCAGAUGAAGAACAUCUCCUGCUGGACCCAGGCAACGAGUUGAAGCUGUACUGUGACACCAACCAGAGCGGUGCCAGCGUGGUGUGGUACAAGGAGUCCCGGCCGCUGGUCCCAGGGGGUCGCAUCCGUCUCUGGCAGAGCCUGCUGGAGAUCUCGGAGGUCGCCUAUGAGGACUCGGGGCUCUACGUGUGCCGGGCACAGGGGACUGGGGAGAUCCUGCGCAACUUCACCAUCUCCGUCGUGGACUCCCUGGCGUCGGGUGAUGACGAUGAAGACAGUGAUGGGGAUGGUCCCCACGGAGAGCGGAACGAGGAGCCUGUCUAUGUGCACAGAGCUCCUUACUGGACUCACCCUCACCGGAUGGACAAGAAGCUGUACGCGGUGCCCGCGGGGAACACGGUCAAGUUCCGCUGCCCAGCCUCGGGCAGCCCCAGCCCCAGCAUCCGCUGGUUCAAGAACGGGCGCGAGUUCCGGGGGGAGCACCGCAUUGGGGGCAUCCGGCUCCGGCACCAGCACUGGAGCCUGGUGAUGGAGAGCGUGGUGCCCUCCGACCGCGGCAACUACACCUGCCUGGUGGAGAACAGGUUUGGCAGCAUCCGCUACAGCUACCUCCUGGAUGUGCUGGAGAGGUCCCCGCACAGGCCCAUCCUGCAGGCCGGGCUGCCCGCCAACACCACGGCCCUGGUGGGCAGCGACGUGGAGUUCUUCUGUAAGGUCUACAGUGAUGCCCAACCCCACAUCCAGUGGCUGAAGCACAUCGAGGUGAAUGGCAGCAACUACGGUCCUGACGGGGUCCCCUACGUGCAAGUGCUCAAGACUGCAGACAUCAACAGCUCUGAGGUGGAGGUGCUGUACCUGCGCAAUGUCUCUGUGGAGGAUGCUGGCGAGUACACCUGCCUGGCAGGGAAUUCCAUUGGCCUCUCCUACCAGUCUGCCUGGCUCACUGUCCUGCCAGAGGAGGAGCUGGUGCGAGAAGCCGAAGUGCCUGAGGCCAAGUACACGGACAUCAUCAUCUACACCUCAGGCUCGCUGGCCGUGGCCAUGGCCGUCAUCAUCGUGGUGCUGUGCCGGAUGCAGACUCAAUCGAGCAAGCAGCCCCUGGAGCCCAUGGCUGUCCACAAACUCUCCAAAUUCCCACUCAUUCGGCAGUUCUCCCUGGACUCCAGCUCCUCUGGGAAGUCCAGCACGUCCCUGAUGCGUGUCACCCGUCUCUCCUCCAGCUGCGCCCCGAUGCUGGCCGGGGUCGUGGAGCUUGACCUGCCACUGGAUGCCAAGUGGGAGUUCCCUCGAGACAAGCUGGUGCUGGGCAAGCCCCUGGGGGAAGGCUGCUUUGGCCAGGUGGUGCGGGCAGAGGCUUAUGGUAUCGACAGAGACCGGCCAGACAGAGCUGUCACCGUGGCUGUCAAAAUGCUGAAAGACAACGCCACUGACAAGGACCUGGCAGACCUCAUAUCCGAGAUGGAGAUGAUGAAGCUCAUGGACAAGCACAAAAACAUCAUCAACCUCCUGGGAGUCUGCACGCAGGACGGGCCGCUGUAUGUCAUCGUGGAGUUUGCUGCGAAGGGGAACCUGCGCGAGUACCUCCGCGCCCGCCGGCCCCCCACACCCGACUACGCUUUCGACGUCACGGCCAUGCCCGAGGAACAGCUCUCCUUCAAGGACCUGGUCUCCUGCGUCUACCAGGUGGCCCGUGGCAUGGAGUACCUGGAGUCCAAACGGUGCAUUCACCGUGACCUGGCUGCCCGCAACGUGCUGGUGACAGCUGAGAGCGUGAUGAAGAUCGCAGACUUUGGCCUGGCCAGGGAUGUCCAUGACAUCGACUACUACAAGAAAACCAGCAAUGGUCGCCUGCCAGUGAAGUGGAUGGCGCCUGAGGCCCUGUUCGACCGCGUCUACACCCACCAGAGCGAUGUGUGGUCCUUCGGGAUCCUAAUGUGGGAGAUCUUCACGCUGGGAGGCUCACCCUACCCUGGCAUCCCCGUUGAAGAGCUUUUCAAGCUGCUGAAGGAGGGGCACCGCAUGGACCGGCCGUCCAACUGCACCCAUGAGCUGUACAUGCUGAUGCGGGAGUGUUGGCACGCCGUGCCCUCACAGCGACCCACCUUCAAGCAGCUCGUGGAGGGGCUGGACAAGAUCCUGGCGGCUGUUUCGGAGGAGUACCUGGACCUCUCCAUGCCCUUCGAGCAGUACUCACCCUCCUGUGAGGACACUGCCAGCUCCUGCUCCUCUGACGACUCCGUCUUCACCCACGACCCGCUGCCGCUGGCUCCCCGCCUCUUCUCCUACCCCAGCGUGAGGACUUAAGGGCAGGCAGGGAAGGAUGAUGCUGAGGCUGCCUCUGCCCUCUUGGAAGCGGGUCGGGGUUCUCGCAGGUUCCCAGCUUUGCCAGGUGUGAGCACUGAGCGGGCAGGGCCUGAAGCCACAACACCAGGGCACAGUGUCCAUCUCUCCAGGCUCCAUUUGAGCACUGAGCCUUCAGUCCCGGCUGAGACCUGGCUGGCAUUGCAGGGCAGCAGGAGCCAGUGGCUCUGUGGGGCAGGCACUGCUCAGGAUGCCCACGGCAUCGCCCAGAGAGUCAGGCUUCGGCCAGCGCUUUGUUGGGAGUGUGGGAGCCCCGCUGCCUGGCAGGCUCCUGCUGUGUCUGUACAUAGCCAUAGAGAUUAAUAUUUAUGUACGUGAAAUAUUGACCUGAUAAAUUAUUUUUUUGGAAUAGA
Molecule: messenger RNA, 3585 nt
Organism: Colius striatus (speckled mousebird)
Lineage: Eukaryota; Metazoa; Chordata; Aves; Coliiformes; Coliidae
Gene: FGFR4
Product: fibroblast growth factor receptor 4
Exons: 16
Coding region: 713-3175 (820 amino acids)
Biological process (GO): multicellular organism development; positive regulation of ERK1 and ERK2 cascade; positive regulation of kinase activity
Cellular component (GO): signaling receptor complex; membrane
Molecular function (GO): fibroblast growth factor binding; fibroblast growth factor receptor activity; ATP binding
Source: RefSeq, a predicted model, not a curated record